UAUAGUUUAAUAUUUUCGUGUCUGUUUAUUGUUAAUGUGUACCAAAAAAAUAUUUUUUUAUAAAAUAACACAUGAAACAAUAUUAAUGGCAUUGAUUAUUAGUAAGGAUACUGUUUUUACGCUAUAAUAAAUAUGGGUUCAUCAGAUCCUAUGAGUUUUAAUGUUAUUAACGAAAUAAGAGAACAGAGUUCACCCAGAAAUGCAGAUGACUAUCCAGGACUACGUGAACAAGCAAUGGCUAACUUACAGAAACCAAUUCUACCAAAUAUAAAUGUUCCUGAAAGAAUUAUUGUCUGCCUUGAUGUCUGUUGUGAUAAUCAGAAUUCAUUGUAUCGCCUAGGUGAUGGAACUACAUUUUCACCUCUAAACAUGCUAAAAAGAGUUCUAGAUUUUUUUAUCCAUUCAAAGCAUACCAUAAAUAAAAGAACUGAAUUUGCAUUAAUAAUUUUGAAGGAUGCAAGUGCUUUUUUGGUUCACAAUUUCACUAAUAAUAUAAGAGAUAUCAUUCAUACAAUUGAUUUUGUCAAUGCUGAGGAAUCUGUGUCAGAAACAUUUGAUUUUAAACAUGUUUUUGAUAUUAUUAAACAGGAAGUAGAAAUACCUGAGUAUAAACAAUCAGAAUGUAUGAUUCCUCCUCCAUAUAUUGUGAGAAUGGUUGUUUUGUAUGCUCGUUCUAAAUGUGUACCCUUUAUAGCACAAGAUGAUUCUUAUUUGACCUUCUUAAAAAUUCAAAUGUAUUUUUAUAUAGAUAUUCUCUUUGCCCAUGAAGAUGAAUGUAAUCUAUUUAAAUGUGAAGAAAUAUAUGAUUCACUGCAGAAUUUAGAUAAUGGAUAUUCUUAUGUCUUUGAGGUAUCUAGGAAUGCUGCCAAAAUCCAUGAAAGUAUUGCAAAGUUAUUAGCACACCCCUUGCAAAGGUUAUUACAAAAAAAUACAGACUAUGGUUUUGGUACAAGAUGUUAAUUCUAGAUUUAAAAAAAAUCUCUGUCUAAGCUACAUAUGUAUUGUGAAGUUAGUAAUUAAAUACAUUAUGUAAAGAACCAAUUUGUUCUCUCGAACUCUCUUGUUUCCAUUAACUAUGAUUACUGUACUGAUGAAAAAUUCUGAAAGAAUGAUUAAGAAAUCAGAUAUACAAAUCAUCUUUUAU
Messenger RNA from Pieris brassicae (large cabbage white), 1144 nucleotides. RefSeq names its product BRISC and BRCA1-A complex member 1-like. The record is from RefSeq and is a predicted model, not a curated record. The transcript has 2 exons. NCBI's taxonomy places the organism in Eukaryota, Metazoa, Arthropoda, Insecta, Lepidoptera, Pieridae. Gene Ontology annotation, biological process: positive regulation of DNA repair; mitotic G2 DNA damage checkpoint signaling; double-strand break repair. Gene Ontology annotation, cellular component: nuclear body; BRISC complex; BRCA1-A complex. The coding region runs from base 133 to 960 and encodes 275 amino acids.